This is a messenger RNA of Hyaena hyaena (striped hyena), 2356 nucleotides long. It is a transcript of the gene PVR, whose product is annotated as PVR cell adhesion molecule. Gene Ontology annotation, molecular function: cell adhesion molecule binding. Gene Ontology annotation, biological process: homophilic cell-cell adhesion; fusion of virus membrane with host plasma membrane; positive regulation of T cell receptor signaling pathway. The record is from RefSeq and is a predicted model, not a curated record. Lineage: Eukaryota; Metazoa; Chordata; Mammalia; Carnivora; Hyaenidae. The transcript is spliced from 8 exons. Gene Ontology annotation, cellular component: extracellular exosome; focal adhesion; plasma membrane. The coding region runs from base 283 to 1491 and encodes 402 amino acids.
CCCUGCGGGGGACAGUCCGCCCGCCCGGGGUGACGACAAGCCCCCACCGGUACCCUGGGCUCCGGCGCGCAGGCGCAGAGGCUCCGGCGCAGCCCCGCCCCCCCCCGCAGCUACCAGGGGCGGCACCAGCGGUGCGUAACUUCCCAGUCGGGACUGUCUCUGCGAGCGCGCCGGUGUCGCCCCGGGGAUUCCUAGGCAGCAGUCCCGAGUCGGGCGGUGGCCCAGCAGACCCGGGGAGGAGGCUCGGCCCCAGCGGCGACCGCGCUCGCGGAGGGACCCAGGAUGGUGUGCCAGCUGCUGCUGCUAUCACUGCUGUGGCUGCUCUGGGCGUCCGCGAGAGCAGGGACCGGGACGGUCGAUGUGCAGGCUCCAGAGCAGGUGCUCGGCUUCCCGGGCGACACGGUGGAGCUCAAGUGCAACCUGCCCCCCCUGGAACACAAAGUGCAGGUGACCCAGGCGACCUGGACGCGGCGCACCGCGGCGGGGGACGACGUCAACGUGGCGGUCUUCCACCCCACACAGGGCUCCAGCUUCCCCGAGCCCGGGCGGCUGGAGUUCGUGGCCGCCAGGCGGGGCGAGGAGCUGCGGGACGCGACGCUGGCCCUUCGAGGGCUGCGCCUGGAGGACGAAGCCAAUUACACCUGCCGCUUCGCCCUGUUCCCGGACGGCAGCAAGAGCGCGCGCAUCCGGCUUCGCGUGCUGGCCCAGCCGGAGAACAAGGCUGAGCCCGAGGAGGUCCCGCUCGGCCCGCUCGGCCCGGGGCCCGUGCCCGUGGCCCGCUGCACGUCCCGUGGAGGCCGCCCGCCCGCCCGGAUCUCCUGGUCACUCCCGGGCGGGAAGGCCAAUGAGAGCCUGGUGCCAGGACACCUGCCUGGCACAGCCGAUGUCGUCAGCCUCUUGACCAUCAUGCCCUCCAGCCAGGCGGACGGCCAGAACGUCACCUGCCGAGUGGAGCACGAGAGCUUCAAGAAGCCCGUCCUGCUGCCCGUGACCCUCGCUGUGCCUUACCCGCCCGAGGUUUCCAUCUCCGGCUAUGAUGAUAACUGGUACCUCGGCCACAGCGAGGCCACCCUGACCUGUGACGUCCGCAGCAAACCAGAGCCCACGGGCUACAACUGGAGCACGACCCAGGGUCCCGUGCCACCCUCUGCUGAGCCCCAGGGCUCACGGCUCCUGAUCCGUACCGUGGACAAGUCAAUCAACACCACUUUCGUCUGCCGCGUCACCAACGCCCUAGGGACUGGCCAGGCAGAACUGACCGUCCUGGUGACAGCAGAGUCUCCAAAGGAGGUGUCACAGAGAGGCCUGUCCAUCGUCCUGAUCAUCCUGAUUGUGGUCAUAGUGGUCCUGGUGGUGCUGCUGAUUUUGUGGUGGCUCAGACGCUCCCGUCGGGCCCGAAACAGCUCCUCUGCCAAUGGGUGCAUCACCUACACCGCAGUGGACCUUAACGGUGGCUCUUUCCAGGACCCGCCCACAGAGAGCUCGAAGUGACAGCAUGGUGACAGUGUCAUCAUCAUCGUCAUCAUCGGGACUGCUGGAGAGAGAGACUAGGGGUGGGGAGGACAGGGCCUCCCCGCCGGCCUCUGCCCCAGUGGGGGAGGCCUCCCUCCAAAGACACUGGCCGCCUUCCUCAUGCCAGACCUACCUCGAGAAUGUCCCCUCUGCCCCGCUGGGCCGUGGCCGGUGCAGGUCCGGGUGUCCCCGCCACCGCCCUCGGUUCAGGUAUCCCUGAAAGGACCCCCAGACCCCGGGUAACACUUGCAGCUUCAGGUCCUCAUGGCGAGAGUAUGAUUCAGGUCAGCAGCGUGGGUGAAGGGCCCCUGGGGGCACCGGCCCAGACAGACCCCGCAGCCGCUCUCCGUCCCCCCCGCUCGGCGGCACUGACUUCUCCCAGCGACGGUGUGCGACAGCACGACAGGGUCCCGCCGUCCAGGGAAGGACACCGAGGUUGGACGUCCGCAGUUUGGUGGCAGUGUCUCUGCCAGGGCCCCCUCAUGGGAGGGACGGCCGAGCACCCGCGGAGCUGACUGUGAUCUCCAACACCUCUGUAGCUCAAGGCGCCGCUGUAUGAUUAUUUUCAACUAUUUAUUAUUAUUUUUAAUUUACAUCCAAGUAAGCUAACGUAGAGGGUAAUAAUGAUCUCAGGAAUAGAAGUUACAUAUGCCACCCGGUGCUCCUCCCAACAGGGAGUCCCCAUUAAUGCCCCUCUACUAGAUAGCGCAGCCCCCCAACACCCCACCAGCGACCCUCAGUUCAUUCUCCGUAUUGCACAGUCUCUCACGGUUUGGUCUCCCUCCCUGUUUUUAUAUUAUUUUUGCUUCCCUUCCCACUAUAUUAUUUUUUUAAGUUUAUUUAU